This is a messenger RNA of Sardina pilchardus (European sardine), 1197 nucleotides long. RefSeq lists its product as uncharacterized. The transcript is spliced from 4 exons. Lineage: Eukaryota; Metazoa; Chordata; Actinopteri; Clupeiformes; Clupeidae. The coding region runs from base 97 to 1197 and encodes 366 amino acids. The record is from RefSeq and is a predicted model, not a curated record.
CAAGCUUUGUUACCUGUGACUUAUAGCUGCAGUGUUGUAGAGGAGUGAGCAGUAGCAUCUGGAGUUGUGGUUUGAGUGAAGACCUUGCAGUUGACCAUGAGUCUUGGUUUGAUGUUUAGGCUACCUUGGAUUUGCCUUUUCUUCUUGACUGAUGUAGGCCUAUGCAGUCCUCAAGUUCAAGAAAACCUAAAUUCCCAUCAGGAGAAACUCAUUCCUGUGUGGACUUUCGGUCCGGCUCAGGAGGAUCAGAAGUCCAAGACGGUUGAGGCUCCAGCCCAAGAGCGUCCAGCAUGGAUUCAUACUGCCUCAACAUGGAUCGAGAUGCCACCAGCUCCAGUGAGCCAGGAAGUUCAGGAACCCAAGGUGCCUGAAGCUCCAGCCCAAGAGCCCCCAGCAUGGGCCCAGAUGCGCCCAACUCGGAUCAUGCCUACAGCUCCAGUGAACCAGGAACCCAAGGUGCCUGAGGCUCCAGCCCAAGAGCCCCCAGCAUGGGCCCAGAUGCGCCCAACAUGGAUCAUGCCUCCAGCUCCAGUGAACCAGGAACCCAAGGUGCCUGAAGCUCCAGCCCAAGAGCCCCCAGCAUGGGCCCAGAUGCGCCCAACAUGGAUCAUGCCUCAAGCUCCAGCUCCAGUGAACCAGGAACCCAAGGUGCCUGAGGCUCCAGCCCAAGAGCCCCCUGCAUGGGCCCAGACGCGUCCAGCAUGGAUCAUGCCUCCAGCUCAAGUGAACCAGGAACCCAAGGUGCCUGAAGCUCCAGCCCAAGAGCCCCCAGCUCCAGCCCAAGAGCGUCCAGCAUGGAUUCAUACUGCCCCAACAUGGAUCAAGAUGCCACCAGCUCCAGUGAGCCAGGAAGUUCAGGAACCCAAGGUGCCUGAAGCUCCAGCCCAAGAGCCCCCAGCAUGGGCCCAGAUGCGCCCAACUCGGAUCAUGCCUACAGCUCCAGUGACUCAGGAACCCAAGGUGCCUGAGGCUCCAGCCCAAGAGCCCCCAGCAUGGGCCCAGACGCGUCCAGCAUGGAUCAUGCCUCCAGCUCCAGUGAACCAGGAACCCAAGGUGCCUGAAGCUCCAGCCCAAGAGCCCCCAGCAUGGGCCCAGAUGCGCCCAACAUGGAUCAUGCCUCAAGCUCCAGCUCCACCCAAGAGCCCCCAGCAUGGGCCCAGACGCGUCCAGCAUGGAUCAUGCCUCCAGCUCCAGUGA